GCUCCUCCCGCUAGCCCCGGCCUGGGGACGCAUCAGCGCGGCGCUUCCGCCAGCACCGACCCCCGAGGGGAGCGAGCCGCCGGGGCGAGCCGUCACGUGAGCUCGCCAGAGAUCCGGAAGAGCAGCCGGCGGCAUCACCACGUGGCUUCGGCUCCUCCGGGCUGCGGGGCCGGCGGGCUCGGCUUGCUGCGAUGCUGGCCGGCUGGGGCGCCGCGCACUCGGCCGUGGCCGGCCUGCUGGGGGCGCUGGCCGCCUGCUCCGCUAAACUGGCUCUGGGCGCCGAUUACCUGCGGGACGCGUGUGCAGCUGCGGCCGGAGGGGAGGCGGCGGAGGCCGCCGGCGCCUGUGUCUGGUUACACGUGGUGCUCCGAGUAGGAUGUGUUGGUCUGGUGUUUGCAUGCAAUGCUGUCAUGUGGACCUUCUUUGCAAAAGCCCUCCACUAUUCCUCUUCCUCAGCGACCGCCACGGUGACAACAACAGCCUCCAACUUCAUCUCUUCGGCCUUCCUGGGCAAGCUGCUCUUUGGAGAGACUCGUGCACUCUUGUGGUGGGUAGGAAUCAGCGUGACACUCUGUGGACUCCUGCUGCUGCACACAGUUUCACCUCACACAGAACAGCAGCAUUCUGAGAAGAAGGACAAAUAGAAACUAAACCCACUGGGUUAGUUUCUGUCAACAAUCUAAUGACAAAAUCAGCCUUCAGGCCUUUCUGCUGUAGGUGGGUGAUGCUCCUGCAGACUUGCUCCUUGGAUGAUUCUCCCCUGUAUGUUGCUGUCAUGGUUACAGGGUGAACUGUGCUUUGAAUCUUUUUUUUUUUACUCUCUCCCCUUAAGUGACAGGCCUGACUUCCUGCUCCUCACUCCAGGCGGAACAAUGCAGUCCAACCAGUCUGGCUGUGGGUGUCAGACUCCUUGUUUCUCAACCACAUGAACUGAGGCCCAGCUGAGUUAGGCAUCCGUAAGCCUUUUCGCUCUGGGGACCUGCGACCAGCAAAGUGGUUAAAAGUGACUCAGAACAGCUUCUUCAAAAUAAUGCAUUAUAUAUUCAUUUCCACAGAGCAAAGGGUACAAACAUUAAAGGGCUACAUGCAGAUU
Trachemys scripta elegans is the source of this 1093-nucleotide messenger RNA. It is a transcript of the gene TMEM42, whose product is annotated as transmembrane protein 42. The coding region runs from base 192 to 644 and encodes 150 amino acids. The transcript has 3 exons. Lineage: Eukaryota; Metazoa; Chordata; Testudines; Emydidae. The record is from RefSeq and is a predicted model, not a curated record.